AUGAGGUGUCAAAAUGGAAACAAGGAAUUAUAUCAAUGCAUCGAAGGUUUCGAAUUUGAUAGCAUCAGGUAUAAAUGCGUACCAAAAAAUUCAAUGACAACAAACGAAACGGCAUUGAAUGAUUGUUAUUAUCAAUCAGACGGUUUUAAACCUGAUUAUGCGACCAACUGCCAGGAUUAUUACAGGUGCGAAAAUGGUAAAAAAAUUGAAAGUUUUUCAUGUCCGCCAGACGAAUCGUUUAGUUAUCAUUAUCAAAGUUGUAGAUUGAAAAAAGAAGUGACUUGUGCAAAAUCAAAUUGCCAUCCGGAUUAUAAUGAUUUUUUUAUUUUUCCUGGUUCGAAAUGUCAGGCUUAUUAUUAUUGUCAAAAAGGUCUUCGGUCAGAUUUUCUUUGUCCGAGAGGUACAACUUUUGACCUUCAAAAAAAGACAUGCGUCGAAGAUGGAAUAUGUUACGAACCUGUAUGUACGGGUAGAAUCGAUGGUACCUAUGCUGACACGACACACGAUUGCGUGAGAUCAUUUACGUGUAAAGGAGGAAUACUCGAAAAAGUAAAUAGUUGUCCACCCGGUGAAAAAUACAACGGACGUUUAUGCGUACCAUCGCAAUUGCAAAAAUGCGAAAAACCACAAAAAACGGCUGCCGCAUUUUUUUUCCGUUCGAAAGACGAAUGUAAAUCCCUAGAGGAUGGAAGUCACGUGGUUAAAAAUACAAAUUGUAAAAAUGUAAGAAUAUGUCUGAGAGGGAAAACCACCGCGGCUUUCGAAUGUCCGACAAAUGAAAGAUUCAACGGUCAUCGAUGUCUUCCAAAAGAACUCGUACCCUGCGACGAUAUAUGUUCAAAUAAAAUGAAUGGAAUAUAUCCAGACGAAUACAUUGAUUGUCAAGGUUAUUAUUUUUGCUUGGAUGGAAAAGUAAUAGAAAGAGAACAAUGUUUUCCAGGUACGGGUUUCAACGGUUUCGCAUGCGUACCAAAACAUUUGGUGUCAUGUUCGAAAAAGAGUUUUUCAACGGGGAAAUGCAUGGGACUCAGAGACGGUUUUCAUCCGGACUAUUCGAACAAUUGUAAAAAUUAUUUCUACUGUCACAAUCACGAUAUGGUCAUUAUAGAUAACUGUCCGGAGGGUAGUACUUACGAUGGAAAACGUUGCGUGGAAAAUAGUGAGAUUUUAUGCGAGGGACCGAAGGAAAUGAAAGAAUGUGAUAAUUUACCACCCGGUUUAUAUCAAAAUAAAACUUCCGGUUGCACGAAUUAUUUUUAUUGCAACAGUGGAUUUGGUACGAAACUUUCUUGCGAAGAAGGACGAAUUUUUAACGGUUAUAAGUGCGUGAAUAUGGACGAAUAUACAUGUUCGAGCCCGGAUGUUUGCGAUGAUGAACCUGACGGUUACAAACAAGAUAAAAACACGGCAUGUCGAUCGUAUUAUUUUUGUUCCAACGGUAACAAGAUCACGUACGUGUGUCCCGAUGGAUUCAUAUUCAACGGUAACUACUGCGUGUCUCAGGAUACCUACGAGUGUCCAUUUUCUCCAUCAAAGGAUUGCGUCGGAAAAGCAGACGGUUAUCAUCCGGAUAGAUUAUCAAAUUGUAAAAAAUAUCACUACUGUUUGAAAGGUGAAAAACUCAACACUCUCACUUGCGGUGGUAAGAAAAUAUUCAACGGACGUGGAUGCGUUCUGGAAGAAAAUCCAGAAUCCGUUUGUUACGAUUUAUUCAUAAAUCCCUGCUCUCGUAAAGAAGAUGGAGUUUAUUCCGAUUAUAAAUCCGAUUGUAGAAAAUAUUACACGUGUAAAAAUGAAAUUAUGACGAAUGAAAAUUGGUGUCCUGAAAAUUACGGUUUUAACGGUAACACUUGUUUAAAAAAUUUCAAUUGUAAAUCGACCGUUAAAUACGAUACGAGUUGCGAUGGAAAACCCAUAGGAUUUUACCAAGAUUUAUCAAACGAUUGCAAAACUUAUUAUUUUUGUUUUUGGAACGCUAAAAUCAUCGGUGUUUGUCCCAAAGGUACGAUAUUUAACGGACAUAUUUGCAUCGAUUCGAAUUAUUAUAAAUGUCCGAGCGGUGAAACCUGA
Messenger RNA from Pediculus humanus corporis (human body louse), 2070 nucleotides. RefSeq names its product chitin binding peritrophin-A, putative. Lineage: Eukaryota; Metazoa; Arthropoda; Insecta; Psocodea; Pediculidae. The coding region runs from base 1 to 2070 and encodes 689 amino acids. The transcript has 4 exons. Gene Ontology annotation, cellular component: extracellular region. Gene Ontology annotation, molecular function: chitin binding. The record is from RefSeq and is a predicted model, not a curated record.